Messenger RNA from Linum trigynum, 2079 nucleotides. NCBI's taxonomy places the organism in Eukaryota, Viridiplantae, Streptophyta, Magnoliopsida, Malpighiales, Linaceae. The record is from the annotation of a GenBank genome assembly.
AUGUGGUCAUUCAAAUUUUUACUGCACAUUCUUACAUUCGAAAUCUUUCUUUUGUCUAAUGUGAAUCUAAUCUGCAACGCCUCCACCAAUGGCGACAGAAAAGUUUAUAUCGUGUACAUGGGCGCAUUGCCUAAGAAUGAUGACCAAUAUACUCCCUCGUCUCACCAUCUCUCCCUACUGCAAGAGGUUGUCGAUGACAGCCAAUUAGGGUUGGCAGGAUUAUUGAUCAGGAGUUACAAAAGAAGUUUCAAUGGAUUUGCGGCAAAACUAACCGAUGAUGAGGCCCAAAAGAUUUCAAGCAGAAAAGACGUCGUCUCUGUUUUCCCGAGCAAGAAGUUGCAGCUCCAGACCACGAGAUCAUGGGAUUUCUUAGGCCUUCCUCAACCCACAAUGAUUAAGAACCCUGCGGGCAUUGCCAAUGAUGUUGUGGUCGGAAUUAUAGAUAGUGGAAUAUGGCCGGAACUACCCAGUUUCGACGACCGUGGUUUUGGUCCUCCACCGGCGAAAUGGAAGGGUGUUUGCAGAGGCGGAACCAAUUUCACCUGUAACAAUAAGAUCAUCGGCGCCCGAUACUACUCUUCCCAAUCGGCAAGAGACGACCAAGGUCACGGGACCCACACGACGUCGACGGCAGCAGGAAACGUGUUGAAGGACGUCAGCUUCUAUGGGCUGGCAAGCGGCGUCGCCAGAGGCGGACUUCCCUCCGCUCGAAUCGCCGUCUACCAGGUGUGCGACGACCUCGGCUGUUCGUCGGCGGACAUUCUGGCCGCCUUCGACGAUGCAAUAGCAGACGGCGUCGACGUUAUCUCCCGCCCCCAAUCUGCCACCACUUGCAGCGUAGCUCCGUGGUUGCUCUCUGUCGCCGCCAGCACCAUCGACCGAAAAUUCGAGUCCAAAGUUGUUCUCGGUAACAGGAAGAUAUUCACGGGGAUUUCUGUGAAUGCAUUCGCGGGGAAUGGGCUGGAGUCGCCAUUGAUACAUGGAGAUCCAUCAAUUGGUUGCCCAGGAGCUUGUGGGAACAAAAUUGUGAUAUGCGAUUCCAUCGAAGAAAAGGAGCUGGCUUUUGAAGCCGGCGCCAAGGGAGUUAUAUACCCUUACAACACUCCCGAUGCCGCCUCUGUUGUCGCCUUGCCUGCCGCCGGGGUGGAUUUCCAAACCCUUGACGCCGUCAUCUCAUAUCAGAACUCUACCAAAAAUCCAGUGGCGAAGAUACUAAAAAGCGACACUGUGAGAGAUCCAGGAGCGCCAUUGGUGGCUUCCUUUUCCUCCAGAGGUCCGAAUUCGAUCAUCUCUGGUAUUCUCAAGCCGGAUGUGAGUGCUCCUGGGGUGGAUAUCUUGGCUGGGUUUUCUCCGGUGGCAUCAUUAUCUGAUAAUCCCUAUGACAAAAGACGAUACAAUUUCAAUGUGUUAUCCGGAACUUCUAUGGCCUGCCCACAUGUCACCGGCGUAGUUGCUUACCUCAAAACCAUGCACCCCGAUUGGUCUCCUUCCGCUCUCAAAUCCGCCAUCCUCACCACCGCGACACCAAUGCAUCCGGGGAAUGUUCAAGAUCCAACCCUUACAUACGUAUCCACAGAAUUCGCUUAUGGGUCUGGGCAGCUGAAUCCUGUGAAGGCCACAAAUCCAGGACUUGUCUAUGAAACAUCAGCACAAGACGACAUCAACUUGCUCUGCAAUUUGGGCUACGAUACCGCCAGAAUCAGAUCCGUCACAGGUGACAAAAACAGCACUUGCCUUGCUCGAGCUGACCCAGCUGCUAUAAAGGACUUCAACUACCCUUCCAUAACCGCUGAUGUUUCGCGUACGAGGGCUGCUUUCCAAAUUGCAUUUCUAAGAACGGUGACGAACGUGGGAACAGCGACGUCGACGUACACAUCCCAAAUUCUGCCGACCAUGGGAAGACUGAAGAUUGAAGUGACGCCGCCGGUUCUUUCUUUUGGGUCCUUGAAUGAGAAGAAGUCUUUCACCGUGACUGUAUCGGGAGGUAAAGCUCCGGCGGAUGGGUUUUUGGCCUCCGCUUCACUGAUUUGGGGAGAUGGGGUUCAUAGUGUUAGAAGCCCAAUUGUUAUUUACACAUAA